UUUGCAAUCUCUGUUACCUGAAAAAAUGAAAAUCCAAAUGCUUCUAUUUGCCUUCUGUUCCCCACCAAAAGAAGCAACAACAAACCUCCAUUACAUUAAUAACUUUCCCAAAUCAGGAAAAGAGGGAAAAAAGAAGAAAAGAGGAAAGAAACUCCACUGUUUUCCACAUGUCCUGACAGCAGCACCUGUUAUACAACCGUCUCUGUGAGGAGAGCUGGCUCAUAGCAAAACACCCAUCCACAGCCCUGGUGGUUGGCACAGUUUGGUCACCUGUGUGGGGAAGAGAAGGAAACCUCACAGAGGGGAUCUCCUCCGCAGGCACCCUCUCCAGUUUGGUAGCAAAAGGCCACAAAAAUUCGGUGUUUUUUUUUGUUUUGUUUUGUUUGUUUGUUUGUUUUUGGAGUGAGGGUCAAAUCCUGCCUCCUCCAGGUCCCACGCUGGGUGGGGAAGGGGUGCUGCCACCCCUCACCUCAGGGCCCUGAGGCUCCUCAAGCCGGAAGGGACGCGGCAGCGGCAGGCCUGUAGGCCUCGACCCAGGGUGGCAAGGAGGGACAGCGUCUGCUUCAACCACCUGCUCCCUGCUGGCCCCUCCUGCCCCUCUGCUGCAUGGCUGUCCGAGUCUUUUGCAAUGCCUGCUUCUGCGAGCCCCGCAAGGCCACCCCACGGUUCCUCUUCACCAGCUGCGGCCAUGUUAUCUGUGAGCUCUGCUUCCAGAAAGGCAAAAAAGAUGAAUGUUUGAUCUGCAGAACUCCUUGUCGUACAAUAUUCCUUUCAAAAGAGACAAAUCCUGAUAUUCAGUCACUGUUCAUGGGAAUAGAUACAUUAUGCAAGAAAUAUUCAAAAGAAAUAACACAGAUUUCAGAAUUUCAAGAAAAAAAUCGUGAACAUUUAUUAGCAUACCACAGAAAAAAGAGAAUAAAGCUGGAAGAAUCUCUCAGGAAAGCAACACAACAAAUGCAUCAGAUACAAUGUAUGAAACCUCCUCAACAAACUACUCCACUGCCAUUUUCCAGUACAAGUAGAAACCCACUUUCAGUUCCUUCAAGAAGACCGAAUGGCUACUCUUCAUGUUCUCUUCAACCUAGUCAUCCUUCCACUUCUGAAACAAUGGAGUCAAUGGAGAUUGAUCCUUUACCUUCGCCAAUGAGGAAGCCUGAGACAGGGAGUGGUCCAAUAAGAUUAUCGUUAAUAACUCCACCUCAGGAUGGACGUAUGGGUAGUGUAUCCUACAGAAGUUCUCAGUCAGCUGGAAUAGCAUCAAGUCAAAAUAAAGCAGGAUCUACAAGAUCCACGCCUAUAAGCCUACCACAUAAUGGAUAUUCACUUAUAUCACCAUCUGGAUCACAAUGCAGUAGAAGGGGAUUGUGGACUGCUUCUGAUUUCAGAACCCCUCCAUUGUAUCCACUUACAUCACCUUCCCCACAAUCAUCUGUAACAAGACAUCCUAUCACCAUCUCUGGAAUUCUACAAAGACAACACUUAGGAUCAGCUAAUUUUGGAGGACAUACAUCAGAAAGAUAAGCAAACAUCUGUGAUUUGUUUUGUUCGAUAAGCGUCUGGAAAAACUGUGUACAGUCAUUGGAUAUCAAAGUAUUUGUAAUUUCUAUAAAAUAUCAAACUGGCAUAAAAUAGCUAACUAUCCAGUAUGAAUAAUGUAUUUAAAACAUUGCUGGUCUUGCUGAUUACCAUCUACAGUAACAUUAAGCAAGAAUACAAAAAGCUUUGGCUUUUUUUAGAAAUUUUGGUUUAAAAAUAUUGUAAAA
Molecule: messenger RNA, 1763 nt
Organism: Cygnus olor (mute swan)
Lineage: Eukaryota; Metazoa; Chordata; Aves; Anseriformes; Anatidae
Gene: RNF212
Product: ring finger protein 212
Exons: 12
Coding region: 607-1521 (304 amino acids)
Biological process (GO): homologous chromosome pairing at meiosis; reciprocal meiotic recombination; protein sumoylation
Cellular component (GO): synaptonemal complex
Molecular function (GO): SUMO transferase activity
Source: RefSeq, a predicted model, not a curated record